Molecule: messenger RNA, 2832 nt
Organism: Diabrotica virgifera virgifera (western corn rootworm)
Lineage: Eukaryota; Metazoa; Arthropoda; Insecta; Coleoptera; Chrysomelidae
Product: major facilitator superfamily domain-containing protein 6-like
Exons: 7
Coding region: 69-1685 (538 amino acids)
Cellular component (GO): membrane
Source: RefSeq, a predicted model, not a curated record
UUUUUAACCAAAUAUAAUAAUAAAAUAAUUUAUGGAUUCUAAACAUUAGUUGUGAUAUUGUUAAAAAUAUGAAAGUUGUAAAAGUACCAUCACGAUUUGCCAUUAAUUGGAAAUUAUUUCCAAUUAAACUUCAUUAUUUUUUUUAUCAUGCAGGGCUAUGUGCGAUUUUGCCUAACCUAUCAGCCUAUAUUAGAGAAUUGGGAUUCUCUAGUGUGGUUGUUGGUCUCCUAUAUACCGUUAUGCCAAUAGUAAGUACUAUAGCCAGGCCAUUCCUAGGAAUGAUAGCUGACAAAUUCCGCUGCCAAAAACGGAUAUUUUUUAUAGCCGGAAUGUUAAUUAUAUUAUCUACUCUGGCUAUUUUGGUCAUUCCAAAAUUAGAUUCACGAGUUGUUUCUUCGAAAGUAAAUAUUUUGGCGAACGGUGCAGCUGUCUUGGAAAUUGAUGCUGCUGGUCCUAUUCAUCAGUGUAGUCUGGGCCUUUAUGAAGACUUUCAGAACACGAUUCUAUGUAAAGAAAAUGACACUUCUUCAGAUUUUGAAGCAGAUAUAAAUAUUCUCCCAACUGAAUCAAUUUUUUAUGAUGGCAUUUUAACUUUACCAGUAAAGGAUAUAUUAACAAACAACAAGUCGAUAGAUUUAACAACUAAUCAGUACUCCUAUUUCUCGUGCCAAUUAACAAAAACAGAGAAUUUGAAUAAAAUUAUUCCACGGCCUACCAUACCAGAUGACCAAAUAUUAGAUAAGUACUGGACUUGGCUGUUUUUUGCGGCUAUGUUAACCUUUUGGAUAUCUAAUAGUGUGGUAUUAACAAUCGCAGAUGCUAUAUGUUUUACUUUGCUAGAAGACGAACAUGAAAAAUAUGGAGAACAGAGAAUGUUCGGUGCUCUAGGAUGGGGAAUAUUUUCUGCAGUGUCAGGAUAUGUAACUGACGUUUUGACAGGCGGAAGUUUAGUUAAAAAUUACUAUUUUAUAUUUUUCUUAGCUAUAAGUUUAUUUAUCGUCAAUUUGAUUGUGUGUUAUAGAAUAGAGUACGUUCAACCACUCUCAUCAAAACAAUUAUUGAAAGAUGUAGCUGAAGUAUUUCUCGAUAUAAAAGUAAUCGUCUUUUUCAUAUGGUGCAUAUGCAUGGGAGCUAACUCAGCAGUAAUCUGGCAGUUUCUUUACUGGCUAAUAGAAGAUUUAUUAUUGGUAAAUACAAAAUGUGACUUGAAGUAUUACGUAAAGACACUAGAAGGACUAGUCCAGACAUUCGAGACCAUCUUAGGUGAGAUUCCAUUUUUCUUUAUAUCAGGAAAGAUUUUCGCUUCUAUAGGCCAUAACAACGCUAUGUCGUUGAUUAUAUUGGGCAUAGCAAUACGAUUUACCCUAUACACGGUGAUCUCAAACCCUUGGUGGUUCCUGCCUGUUGAACUGUUCAAUGGGAUAGAUGUUGGAUUAAGUUUUGCAUGCAUGGCGUCCUAUGCUAGCUUUAUAGCUCCACCUGGUACUCAAGCUACUAUGCAAGGCUUGGUUGGUGCCGUUUACGAUGGAAUCGGGCUAUCAAUGGGUAGCUUAGUUGGUGGAAUAUUCUAUAAAAACUACGGGGGUAUCAACACGUUUAAAUAUUUUUCUUAUUUUGCUCUUACUGUUACAGUUUGUCACAUGUUCGUACAAUGUUUUAUAGUAUGUUUUCAAAAACGUAAAUAAAUAAAAAAACUUUAUACAGGGUGUCCCGAAGAGAUUUGUCAUAAAUUAUACUACAGAUUCUGGGGUCAAAAAUAGGUUGAUUGAACCUCACUUACCUAUAUACAAUAGUGCACACAAAAAAAGUUACAGCCCUUUGAAGUUACAAAAUGAAAAUCGAUUUUUUUUCAUAUUAUCAAAAACUCUUAAAGAUUUUUUAUUGAAAGUGGACAUGUAGCAUUAUUAUGGCAGCUACAUCUUAAAAAAAAUUAAAGUGAAAUUUGUGCACAAAUUAAAAUUUUAUGGGGGUUUUGUUCCCUUAAACCCGCCCGAACUUUUGUGUACAUUCGAAUUAAAUUAAUAUUGUAUUACUAUUAGUUAAAAACAAUGUUUUUAAAACUUUUUUGCCUCUUAGUACUUUUUCGAUAAGCUAGUGUUUAUCGAGAUAUUUUGAAUAUUUGUCGAAUCCACCACAUAUUUGUAUAUGGUUAAGUACGAUUAUAGAGACCUGUUAAUAAUCUGAAAAUUUAUUUAUAAUUUACAUUUUUAUGUAUAUUUUGAAAAAGAAGCCACAUCUCGAUAAAAGGUGACUUAUCAAAAAAAGACUAAGAGACAAAAAAGUUUUAAAAACACUGUGUUUAACUAAUGGUGCCACAAUAAUAGUUUAAUUGGAACGUACACAAACAUUUGGAGGGUUUAAAGGAACAAAACCCACAGAAAAUGUUUAUGUAAAUAUAUUAAAAAAGAAGCCGCAUCUCGAUAAAAACUGGCUUAUCGAAAAAAUAUUAAGAGACAAAAAAGUUUUAAAAACGUUGUGUUUAACUAAUGGUACUACAAUAAUGAAUUAAUUGGGACGUACACAAAAGUUUGGGCGGUUUAAGGGAACAAAACCCCCAUAAAAUUUUUAAGGGGUGGACAAAUUUCACUAUAAUUUUGUUUUAACAUGUUUCUGACAUAAGAAUCAUACAUGUCCGUUUUCAAUAAAACAUCUCUAAUAGUUUUUGAUAUAUUGAAAAAAAUCGAUUUUCAUUUUGUAACUUCAAAGGGCUGUAACUUUUUUAUGAGCACAUUUGUACUAAGGUAAGUUAGGUUCAAUCGAACUAUUUUUGACCCCAGAAUGUGCGGUAUAAUUUAUGACCAAUCUUUUCGGGACACCCUGUAUAUCCGUGGA